Messenger RNA from Cetraspora pellucida, 510 nucleotides. The record is from the annotation of a GenBank genome assembly. NCBI's taxonomy places the organism in Eukaryota, Fungi, Glomeromycota, Glomeromycetes, Diversisporales, Gigasporaceae.
AUGGAAGGAAGUACCGCAGUAAACAACGAAACCAAUUGUCAUGACGAAAGCUGCAAUGAAAGUCUGGUUACUGGAGGCAGUCCCAAUAAAAUCGAAAAUAAUAAUGAUUUGGUCAUUGAAUGCUCACAUAACAUCAAAAAAGACAACGAAAAUCCUGUCACUGAAAGCUUCUCUAGUAAUAUCAAGAGGGACAACGAUCCGAGUAACGUUGAAAUUGACAUCAAAACUUCAGUCACUGAAAACAUCAAUGAAAAUUUUGUCGACAACGUCAUUGAAGAUGAAGGCGCUGUUGAUGAGGAUGUUGAAAACGUUACUACUAACGAUGAAGUUGUUGUUGGUGGAAAUGUAAUACCUACUGUUGUUGCUAUUGACGAUGAAGGCGCUGAUGUAUUUCCUAUGGAAAUCGAUAACUUCCUUUUCCGUGGAUCCAAAUUUCAAGAGAGCGUUCCUCUCCUUGAUCAGUACGUCAACGAAUUAACUGAAUUAAUUCGAAUGGAUGUUGCUCAUUAG